AUGGCCGAACCAGUUCUUGACGACCUCGCCAUAGUGGCCUGUCUAUUUCUUCGUCCUGACGGCAGGACCUUCCACUGGAUGCUAGCACUCCCUGGCGCCGGUACUCGCGGUAGGGAGCAUGCCAUGCGCUUGCAUGUCAUGGAGAAUGACCGAAACGGGUGGUAUUUUGAUGACACCGAUCAGAACCUCCUGCACUCUCGUUCUUUGUGCACGGUUAUUAAGAUCGGUUCUCGUCGGACGUCUGAUACCCAAACCUUUACCACUAAAGAGGUCCGCGACCUCCUCGAGGCGAUUGUCAUGGUGACCCCUGAUUUUGAGCUAGCCAUGGGGAUUCGGUUUGACUGUCGAGUAUGGUUUAGAAAGGCCGUACGCGUUCUCAUAGAGCACCGCAUGGUAUGGUGCGACCGCAUCAAUGAUUUAGAGGCUGAGCUCAUGAGACUCGCGACCGCCAAGGUUGAGGGUCGCAGAGACGCACGCACGUACAAUGUUUCGACGAAUUACAUUCAGGACAAAGGUAUCAAGAACAACGAGGGCAAACCUAUCGCAGGCGGCCAACUCUUCCGCGUGACGAAGGCGAAUAAGGACCGCGCUGUCAAGGCGUCUGCCGAUACAAACUCCGACACCGAUGAGAGUGCCCUGUAUCUAUCCAGAAGAGUACUACACUGCAUAGAAGGCAAGCGUCGUGGUCUCCGCCCCAUCAAGUUCAUCAGCGAGCUGACAGCCAGUCUACCGUCAACUGCGUUCCAUCUGACCGCACAAGAAGCGAUUGUCCUCAUGAGUGCUCACGUCAAAUGGUAUUGCACUAUUGACUUGGGCUCGUGUUCCGUCGUGAUUUUCGAGAACAGAUUGAAGCGCAUGAAGAUGCUCUGGGCCUACAGCUUCCGUACCAACAGCGAUGUGCGCUUGCCUUUCGAGAAGACGUAUUCGCGAAUGGCGGCGUCUAGAAUGGUGCAAUACAGGAAGCAUUCGGUCGGCAUGAAGCGUCGGAACCGGGACCUUGUGGAUGCGGAGAUCGUUGUUGGCUCAACUUCGUAG
Postia placenta MAD-698-R-SB12 is the source of this 1035-nucleotide messenger RNA. RefSeq lists its product as hypothetical. Bases 1 to 1035 code for a protein of 344 amino acids. The transcript has 6 exons. The record is from RefSeq and is a predicted model, not a curated record. NCBI's taxonomy places the organism in Eukaryota, Fungi, Basidiomycota, Agaricomycetes, Polyporales, Adustoporiaceae.